GGAAGUGUCUUUUGACAUAAAUAUCGAUGGAUGCGAUCUUUCAUCGAACUCGACUGUCGAGGGAGAAGGUGCUGAUUGGUGUUGGACCAGAGAAUGUGGAAGGUUGUGUGGGCAGCACUGCUGCUUCUGGCCACUGUGUGUGUCCAGAGAGGCUAUACCAAGGAGGUCAAGGGAGCACAGAGCCUAGGUCAUGUGUCAGUGGUCAUAGUGGGAGGUACAGGUGACUUGGCUAAAAAGUACCUGUGGCAGGGCUUCUUCCAUCUGUACGCUAACCAGGUCAGUAGCGGCUACAGCUUCUCCUUUUAUGGCGGAGGCCUGUCGCCCAACGAUAAGGCCACGCCGAUCCUGUUUGAAGUGCUGAAGGGAGUGGUCUGUCCUCGGGAGUUGUCUGUGGAGCGCUGUGCCCUGAUGAAGGAGCAGUUCCUGAGGCUGGCUGAGUAUCGGCAGUUGAAUACUUCAGAGGACUACCAGGCCCUGGGCAAACACCUGACAGAGCAGCUGAGGCAGGAGGGCAUAGUGGAGGCCGGCAGGCUGUUCUACCUGUCUGUGCCAGCCUUCGCUUAUGCGGACAUUGCAGAAAAUAUCAACUACAGCUGCAGGCCGACUGAUGGGACGUGGUUGAGGGUGGUGCUGGAGAAGCCAUUUGGCCAUGAUUUCAGUAGCGCCCAACUCCUGUCCACUCAACUGGGUGCCUCCCUCAAAGACAACGAGAUGUACAGGAUCGACCACUAUUUAGGGAAGCAGGUUGUCUCUAAGAUUUUGCCAUUCAGAAGGGAGAACAGCAAGCAUCUGGAUCUUAUCUGGAACAAGCACCACAUUGAGAGAGUUGAGAUUGUACUGAAGGAGACCCUGGAUGCCAAAGGUCGCAUCUCCUUCUAUGAACAGUAUGGCGUGAUCAGGGACGUGAUACAGAACCACCUGACUGAGGUCAUGACCCUUCUGACCAUGGAGCUCCCAUCCAACCUGAGCAACACUAAGGAAGUCCUCAAGAACAAGCUGAAGAUCUUCAGUGCCUUGCAGCGCCUGGACAGGAACUGUGCUGCCAUUGGUCAGUACCAGGCCUACAAUGCAGAGUUACAGGAAGAACUGAGCAAAACAAGGGAACACUUCAGCCUCACCCCCACCUUUGCUGGUAUAAUGGUGCACAUUGACCUAGCCCAGUACGAGGGCAUGCCAGUCAUUCUGACCUCAGGGAAGAUGCUGGAUGAGCGCGUAGGCUACGCUCGCAUUCUGUUCAAGAAUGACAUCUUCUGUAUCCAGAGCCACAGCAGCGUCCACUGCAAGCCCAAGCAGAUUGUGUUCUACUUUGGCCACGGCACUCUGCAGUACCCAGCCAUUCUCGUGAGUAAGAACCUGUUCAAGCCAGACCUGAUGGACACUGAGUGGAAGGAGGUAACGGAACACAAAGAUGUCAGUGUAUUAGGUUUGCCCAUCUCAGACUACUACGUGCUGACGCCAACGGUGGAGAGGGAGGCUUACGCAGAACUCAUUUUGCACAUCUUCCAAGGCCGGAAGGACAGCUUUAUCAGUGCUGAGAACCUGUUGGCCUCCUGGAGUUUCUGGACACCUCUCCUGCAGAGCCUGGCCGACACCUUUCCCCGCCUGUAUCCCGGGGGAGCGGACAAUGGCAACAUGCUGGAUUUCAAACUGUUGGGACGGAAGUUGACCUUCGCCAAUGAGGCACUGGUCAUGGUCACCCAGGACCACAUGGGCGGAUCUGGGAGGGAGAGCUUCCAGGUGAUGCAGGGUAAGUACCGCAGCGCUGACAUGGUGUCUGCCUGGCCCGAGGAGCUCAUCGUGCGGCUGGCCGGAGACCUGCAGGUUGCAGCGGAGAACGCGGUAAGGGAGGGCGGACGCUUCCACCUCGCCCUCUCCGGGGGCUCCAGUCCCCUAGCUCUGUUUCAGAGGCUGGCCCGUCACCACUACUCCUUCCCCUGGAGGGACACCCACGUGUGGAUGGUGGACGAGCGAUGCGUGCCUCUCACAGAGUUGGACUCCAACUUCCGCACCCUGCACGACCACCUGCUCCAACACGUGAAGAUGUCCUACUUCAACAUCCACCCCAUGCCGGUGCAGAUGAACCAGCGGCUGUGUGUGGAGGAGGAUAGUGGAGCGCUGCUCUAUGAGAGCGACAUAACCCAGUUGGUUAAUGCUUCCAGCUUCCACUUUGUCCUGCUGGGAGUGGGCUACGACGGCCACACUGCCUCUCUGUUCCCAGGCAGCAAACUAGAUGCAAGUGGGAACAGUCUAGUAGCCUUCACCGAGAGCCCAGCCAAGCCUCACCAGCGUAUGAGCCUCACCCUCAAGGCUAUCAACCAGGCCCAGAAAGUAGGUGUGCUGGUGAUGGGUAAGAGCAAACAUGAGCUGGUCACUCAGCUCAGUCGAGUCAAGGACAACCCAAAACAUUGGCCCAUCACUGGGAUCCGGCCGACCAGUGGCAGGCUAGUAUGGUACAUAGACUAUGAUGCUCUUUUAGGAUAGGGGAUACUGUAGCAAUGAAAUUAUGUGGAUUAAAUUAAUGAUUUGCUGUAGUUUUACUCUUUUGCAGUAUUUUUACCAAGAAUGUAAAUUAAUGAUAAAGUUCUGUUGAUUCCGUGCUCCUUACUUAAAGUUGAAGGUAGAUGUGGUAUAUAUUUUAUUUUUCAAUAUACAAGAUGUAGGGUUAACGUGGUGUGUGUGUGAUGCACUCAUGUAUUUUAAAGAAGUAUGAGGUUUUUUUAUCUCAGGAAAGCAAAGUGGAUAUGGAAGUUUGUUGUUCAGAUAAUUAAUAAUUAUUAAAAGACUAACUAUAUUUUAUAUAGUUGUAAAAACAGUACAUUUUCUCAUAAAGAUACCUGUUCUCCACUGAACCAGCAUAGAAUAGGAUUGUUAAAAGGGGAUUUUGAACUGUGAAAGGCCAAUAAUUUAGGUAAAAAUGAAUGAUCAACAGAUAAUGUAGGCUAUAUAGCCAUGUAUUAUUGUAUUUGUGCCUCAAUGACAAAUGAAAUCAAACUGCAUAAUCAAAUCAAAUCAAAUGUAUUUAUAUAGCCCUUCUUACAUCAGCUGAUAUCUCAAAGUACUGUACAGAAACCUAGCCUAAAACCCCAAACAGCAAGCAAUGCAGGUGUAGAAGCACAGUGGCUAGGAAAAACUCCCUAGAAAGGCCAAAACCUGUACUGUCCAGUACAUUAAAUUACCACAAAGCACAUUCUGAUCCAUUGCUGCUUUUGUUUUAAUCAGUGCUCGUGAAUUCAAAAAACUAAAAUGAUGAUCAAAUUGUAUUACUUGUUAUCUAUGUAAAAUGUCCACAGCCUUUGACAAAGUGAAAUGGUACUUGUAUGUGGUUUUAGAAGAUGUGACCUUCCAAAUACUUUUUAAUACUUAAUAAAAUAGAAUAGAUUAAAACAGGUUGAUGAAGGUUUGUCGAACCUCUUCACUACGUUUACCUUAAUUAAGGUCUGGAAGCUCCACGUAUACAUUUAAGGUCAUUUCCGAUUGAGCUGACAUAUGUAGCAUUCACCGUGAAUGCAGUCUCAGUGAUCCCGGGAACUUUGCCUUUUUUAAUUUCUAUUGAGUUAUAAUGCAGAUCUUCUGCGAUACGGAUGGAAUCCAGCCCUAAUUAUACAAAGAGGUGUAUGUUUAAUAUACUUAUGGUGCUUGUAAAAAGGAUCAAUUGGGUUUCAAUUUGAUGUUUGUAGAUACAAGGUUUUAUCUGACAUUUUAGUUAAACAAAUUGUUAGUCACAUAUAAUUGAUCUUUAGAUGGUUCUUCAUGUGCCUGUAAAGUUCGAUCUUUGAAAAAGUUAAGUUAAAAUUGUUUUUAUAUAUAUACAGUACCAGUCAGAAGUUUGGACAUUCCAGGUUUUGUAUUUAUUUGUACUAUUUUCUACAUUGUAGAAUAAUAGUGAAGACGUCAAAACUAUGAAAUAACACAUAUGGAAUCAUGUUGUAACCAAAAAAUUAUUAAACAAAGCUUCUUCAAAGUAGCCAGCUACCCUUUGCCUUGAUGACAGCUUCAUGAGGUAGUCAUCUGGAAUGCAUUUCAGUUAACAGGUGUGCCUUGUUAAAAAUGUAUUUGUGGAAUUUCUUUCCUUCUUAAUGCGUUUGAGCCAAUCAGUUGUGUUGUGACAAGGUAGGGGUGGAAUACAGAAGAUAGCCCUAUUUGGUAAAAGUCCAUAUUAUGGCAAGAAUAGCUCAAAUAAGCAAAGAGAAACGACAGUCCAUCAUUACUUUCAGACAUGAAGGUCAGUCUAUCUGGAAAAUUUCAAGAACGCAGUUCAAGAGUGCAGAGAGUGUUCAAGCGCUGUGAUGAAACUGGCUCUCAUGAGGACCGCCACAGGAAAGGAAGACCCAGAGUUACCUCUGCUGCAGAGGAUAAGUUCAUUAGAGUUACCAGCCUCAGAAAUUGUAGCGCAAAUAAAUGCUUCACAGAGUUCAAGUAACAAACACAUCUCAACAUCAAAUGUUCAGAGUAUACUGCAUGAAUCAGGCCUUCAUGGUCAUAUUUCUGCAAAACAAAACACUACUAAAGGACACCAAUAAUAAGAAGAGACUUGUUUGGGUCAAGAAACAUGAGCAAUGGACAUUAGACCUGUGGAAAUCUGUCCUUUGGUCUCAUCAAUCUUAAUUUGAGAUUUUUGUUUCCAACCGCUGUGUCUUUCUGAGACACAGAGUAGGUGCACGGAUGAUCUCUGCAUGUGUGGUUCCCACCAUGAAGCAUGGAGGAGGAGGUGUGAUGGUGUGGGGGUGCUUUGAUGGUGUCACUGUCAGUGAUUUAUUUAGAAUUCAAGCCACACUUGUCUUUUUUAAUAUCGAGAAAUAUUUCACUUUCUUUGGACAAUGUCAUAGGAGUAACAACAUGAAUUGGUGCAUGAGGCAGAAAUAAUGAAGUGCUACUUGAGUUUCGCCAUCGGCUGGAAGGCUGUCUCCUUUUCUCAGCGGAGGGAGGGAGAGUGGAGGGAUGGUUGGUCAGGUGAGGCAGCCUACCUGCUGCUCCAUCCUACCCCUCAGACUGACCAUCAGUCCAGUAAAAAAGCUAAUUAUUAUGCUCCAUCGUCUGUGCCUUACAAGUAAUACAACAACUGAUCUAUUACUAGUGUGAUCAUAUACUAUUUUUUCAAUAUCAUUUCAAAAUGGUCUGAGAAGAACAACAUUGGCAGGGCAAAUUCAAGCAGAGCCAAUAUGCAGUGAUAAUGUAUUGGGCCUAUAGCCUACUGCACAAACCUCAUUGCUGCAUAACUUUUUAAAAUUGGUUAAUGUUGAUCUCGGCUUGCAUUUUGACUCGGAAAGUGAUCUUGACUCAGAAAAGGUUGGUGACCACUGUUGUAAGUGAAAGUGUGGUUUGUUCCAUAUCACUUGAGGUUCAAAAAGGCUAUGAAUGAAGGAUUCGCUAAUGUUAUUUUUUUUACAUCUGGGGACCGAACACCACUUUUCUACAUACUGUACACAAAUGGAAUUACUGUAACACGUAGUCACUAUUUAAACACAAGGAAAUAAACUACAGCUUUCACA
This is a messenger RNA of Oncorhynchus keta (chum salmon), 5489 nucleotides long. Its product is annotated as GDH/6PGL endoplasmic bifunctional protein-like. Gene Ontology annotation, cellular component: endoplasmic reticulum. NCBI's taxonomy places the organism in Eukaryota, Metazoa, Chordata, Actinopteri, Salmoniformes, Salmonidae. The transcript is spliced from 5 exons. Gene Ontology annotation, biological process: pentose-phosphate shunt; glucose metabolic process; pentose-phosphate shunt, oxidative branch. Bases 94 to 2481 code for a protein of 795 amino acids. Gene Ontology annotation, molecular function: NADP binding; 6-phosphogluconolactonase activity; glucose-6-phosphate dehydrogenase activity. The record is from RefSeq and is a predicted model, not a curated record.